Pollicipes pollicipes is the source of this 2434-nucleotide messenger RNA. Its product is annotated as MAP kinase-activated protein kinase 2. Gene Ontology annotation, molecular function: ATP binding; protein kinase activity. The transcript has 8 exons. NCBI's taxonomy places the organism in Eukaryota, Metazoa, Arthropoda, Thecostraca, Pollicipedomorpha, Pollicipedidae. Gene Ontology annotation, biological process: protein phosphorylation. The record is from RefSeq and is a predicted model, not a curated record. The coding region runs from base 123 to 1217 and encodes 364 amino acids.
AUUGCGUCGUCUUCCGUCGGUCUGUUGUGUCCUCUUCUUUAUCUUGGUGAAAUGGGCUCUCAGCCUUGCUAAAUUGUUAUACUGUGGGAGAGGAGGUGCAGAUAGCUGAGUACUGAUACAUAAUGAACGUGACUUUUCCGGUGCGGGGGGCGCUUGUGCCCAAGAAGCAUGCAAUCAGUGAUGAUUACACAUUAUCCAGCAAUGUCCUUGGACUUGGAAUAAAUGGAAAAGUUCUGGAAUGUAUCCACAAGGCAACAGGGAAGAAAUAUGCACUUAAGAUUUUGCGCGACAACCCCAAGUCGCGGCGCGAGGUGGACAUCCACUGGCGCGCCUCGGCCUGCCCACACAUUGUCAACAUCCACGAGGUGUACGAGAACAUGCAGGGCACUAACCGGUGUCUGCUCAUCGUCAUGGAGUGCAUGGAGGGUGGUGAGCUGUUCCAGCGCAUUCAAGACAGGCCCAGCGGCGCGUUCACAGAGAGAGAGGCGGCCGAGGUCGUGCACUCCAUCUGUCUGGCCGUGUACCACCUGCACUCGGUCAACAUCGCGCACCGGGACCUCAAGCCGGAGAACCUGCUGUAUACCACCAAAGGCGAGGCCGGCGUGCUGAAGCUGACCGACUUCGGCUUCGCCAAGGAGAUCUUGGCGCGUGACUCACUGCAGACGCCGUGCUACACGCCCUACUACGUAGCGCCGGAGGUGCUGGGACCCGAGAAGUACGAUCGCAUGUGCGACAUCUGGAGCCUGGGCGUCAUCAUGUACAUCCUACUGUGCGGCUUCCCGCCGUUCUACAGUAACCACGGCCUGGCCAUCUCGCCGGGCAUGAAGCGACGGAUCCGCGCCGGCGAGUACGACUUCCCCAACCCCGAGUGGCGUAACGUCAGCAAGGAGGCCAAGGAGCUGAUCCGCGACAUGCUCAAGACCAACCCGCAGCACCGGCCGACCAUCGAGCAGGUCAUGCGCCACCAGUGGAUCGCGAAAUACGCGGAGGUGCCGCAGACGCCGCUGUGCACGGCCCAGGUGCUGAAGGAGGAGGAGGACCAGUGGCCUGAGGUGCAGGACGAAAUGACGCGCUCGCUCGCCACCAUGCGGGUCGACUACGACCAGAUCAGCCUGAAGAGCAUCGCCAACUCGGAGAACUCGCUGCUGCAGAAGCGACGCAACCGAGCGGGCGGCGCCGACGCGGCCCAGAGCCAGCCUCAGCCCAUGCAGAUGUGAGGGGGCCCGGCGGCUCUGGCUGCGGCCGUCGCGUCGUCGGCCGACCGCUCGCCGCUCGGCCUCCCGGUCUUAUUUUUCGAUAUCAUUUUACGACGACGAGCGUUAGAAAUCAUCGUUCUUACUUCUCGCCUCGCGCUCUCUGGCCGUGUUCGAAAAGCUGAUUUCCCAGCUGGCGACGGAGCCGUCGCCCUCUGUUGGGGAAAGACUGCGUCUGCCCUGUCGACGGGAACCACCGGCGUCGGAAGCCAGCGGUUAGCGCCUCGACCGUGGCGCACUGGACGGCGGGAUGGACAGUCGCUUCGCGCGUAGUGGCCGCUGUCGCGUGCCGGCAGGGCCGAGCGGUGGGUCGACCACCUUCCUGGCCUCAGGGGGCGCGAGUGCGAAGCAAACUCGGGUACUAGUGAGGUGGAUAGGGAUCGGAGCGAAUGCGAUACGAUGGGCGGACGGGCAUGGUGGCCAGACGUGUAUGGGUGGCGUAAAAUGGCGUGUGGAUGGGGCGUAACCUCGCGCGGCCGACCCAGGUCGCGUCCGGUGCGGCUCCUGGCCGUCCGCGGCUGUUGUCUGCGGCAAUGCUGUAUGUAUUCUGGAUGUCGCCCGGCGCAUCGUCUCAAGAGCGGUUGCACUUCCGAAUGUGGUGCAGCGCACGUCCGUAUCGUAGCGAAUGCGCGAGUGGGUGUGGCCAACGGAAGGAUAAGGGUGUACGCCACCGGUCUCUCACGCGGCUGGAGGUCGAUAGUAGCGUUGGUUUCAGUGUUGGGGCGUCGACCACCCGGUCAGCCGACGCCGCCCACGGAGCGCCAUCUGUCGUGCACCAUUCCCACCGUGUCUCUUAACUGGCUCGCUGGUGGACCACUGUUUUAUCUGUUGAGUUUAACCCCCUGGGGGAUGCCGCCGCUGGCAUUAUCUUGUCCGGGCUCGCUCGUGCUGUGCCGGUGUCCCGGCGAUGCACCCUGGUCAGGCCGCCCGCCGCGAUACGCUGGCGUGCCCCGCUCCCUGGGCGACGGCCGCCACGUCCCACGCGACUCGCGUUACCUUGCGUUCCUCGCAGCGUUCUGGGAUGCGGGCGAGCUGAGGCGCCGGCCCCAGCGACGUAGACACGGACCGUGCGCCCCUCGCGGCGCUCUGAUGCCGGCGCGCCGGGGCAGACUGAGGCGCCGAUCCAAGCGAGGCGGACACGGACCGUGCGCCCCUCGCGGCGCUCUGAUGCCGGCGCGCCG